AUGCCGUCCUCCGAUUCUAAUAAAGACUUUGACGUCAUCGUGUUCGGUGCUAGCGGUUACGCUGGGGCGUUCGUGGCUCAACAGAUGUUGGCGCUCUGUGAGAAAAACAACAUUAAGUUAGGUCUCGCUGGGAGGAAUUCUGAGAGAAUUAUUCAAGCGGUAAAAGCCCGCGGUGGCGCUCCUAGGGAGGACCAGAUUGUUAAAGCCGAUGUAGCUGACCCCGAAUCCAUCAAGAAGAUGGCACUACGUACUCGUGUCGUCAUGAACUGCGUGGGGCCUUAUCGCCACUUCGGUGAAGUAGUAGUGUCUGUAUGUGCUGAAGUUGGCACGGACUAUAUGGAUCUCUGUGGAGAGCCGGAGUUCAUCGAGAAGAUGCAGCUGAAGUACACCGACGUCGCAAAGAGCAGUGGUGCUAUCGUCAUCAAUGCUUGUGCAUUCGAUUCGGUCCCGGCUGACUUCGGCUUCCAGCUCAUGAGGGAUAGGCUGGCGAGGAACGGCGGGAUUCCGGUAUCGAUCGAGAGUUUCCUCAGGAACCUGUAUGGCUCUAAGGGAUAUGUUGGACAUUACGCCACGUACGAAUGUGCAGUUUACGGCAUGGGCUCGGUGGGGGAGCUACGUGCUGUUCGUAAGAGUUUACAGAGUGAAGGUAGGCACGUCGUCAUUAUAGAACUUGUUCAUCCUGCAUGGGAUGAAGCCAAAGUGAAUCGUGUUGGCCCUGCUCUGAAACAUCACCCAGGCUUCUUCGAAGAUGAUCGCGUUCCUGGAAUGCUCUGUAUGAACUUCCUUGGAAGUGAUCGCUCUGUGGUCCAGCGUACUCAGGACAUGCAAACACUCGCUGACAAGAAUUAUCAAGGUUUCUAUCACAACUGCUACCUUGCUGUUCAGAACACGAUUUCCAACAAGCUUGGGUUCAUCAUAUUUGGCGGUCUUGUCAAUUUCCUUUGCAAAUAUACGUGGGGACGCAAGUUGCUAUUGAAGUACCCCAAGCUGUUCACCUUUGGCUAUUUCUCCCAUGAAGGUUCUACUAUGGAGCAGUUGCAAGAUGCCGGGUAUCGCAUAGACUUUUUCGGUAAGGGGUUUUCGAGCAAGAAGGCCAUGGAGGACCACCCUGAUGAGCCAGAUGUUGAGGUUAAGGCCAGCGUUAGUGGUCCUGAUCCAGGGUACAUCGCGACUAGCAGGAUGUUCUCUCAACUCGCUUUGGUAUUGUUGACUAUGAGAGACACCCUUGCUGUGAAGGAGGGUGGUGUUUAUACGGCUGGCAGAGUGUUCAGAGGGAGUGAGGCUGCGAAGAGGCUCACUGAGGACGGCUGUGCUGUCUUCAGUGAAGAAAUUCUGGCAUAA
Perkinsus marinus ATCC 50983 is the source of this 1341-nucleotide messenger RNA. RefSeq lists its product as hypothetical. NCBI's taxonomy places the organism in Eukaryota, Perkinsozoa, Perkinsida, Perkinsidae. Gene Ontology annotation, cellular component: mitochondrion; lipid droplet; plasma membrane. The record is from RefSeq and is a predicted model, not a curated record. Bases 1 to 1341 code for a protein of 446 amino acids. Gene Ontology annotation, biological process: glycolipid biosynthetic process. The transcript has 12 exons.